AUGUCAAACAAUGCAGCUACAGAAACCUUAACCAGAGAACAAAAUGAUGGAAGAAGGAUUGAAACCACUCAGGAUACUGAUAGUAUGACGGGUGAAUCCCCCACCCUGAUAGGAGAUGUCCUUCGACCAAAAAUAACACGUAGAGUGGGCUGCUGGAACGUGCGGACCCUCUACCAAACAGGAAAACUAGCACAAGUGGUGAGAGAAAUGGAGCAUUACAAGAUCGAGCUUCUUGGAGUAAGUGAAACUAGAUGGACAGGCAAGGGAUCAAAACAACUAGUGUCAGGACAUCAAAUACUCUACUCUGGAAGAACUGACGAACAUCAUAGUAGAGGAGUAGCUAUAAUCACAACAAAAGAAGUUUAUAGAAGUCUGUUAGAAUGGAAGCCAGUGAAUGAACGAAUCAUAACAGCAAGAUUCAACUCAGCCUUUGCCAAACUUACAGUAGUGGUAUGCUAUGCACCAACAGAUGAUGCAGAAGACGACGAAAAAGUCUCCUUUUACGACAGCUUACAAGAAAUAGUAGACAAUACACCAUCUCACGAUGUCCUACUUAUCUUGGGAGACUUAAAUGCAAAAGUUGGGAAAAGCAAUCAAGGAAGAGAAAGCAUCAUGGGUAAGCAAGGCUUAGGAGAAUGUAACAGCAGUGGAGAGAGACUGUGCACUUUCUGCCAAGAAAACAACUUGAUAAUUGGUGGAACUAUAUUUAUGCACAAAGAUAUCCAUAAGACAACAUGGAACUCCCCAGAUGGACAUACGAAAAACCAAAUUGAUCAUGUCAUCAUCAACAAAAGAUGGAGAAGUAGCCUUCUGGAUGUGGUUGCAAAGCAAGGAGCAGGCGUGGGAAGUGACCACUCAUUAGUACUGGCUAAAGUCAAGCUGAAGCUAAGGAAAUCAAGGAAGAAAGAUCAAAGACCGCCUCCUAUUAACAUCCAAAAGCUUAAAGAUCCAAAAGUUAUGAAAUCUUUUCAAUUGAAAGUGCAGAACAAGUUUGAGGCUCUUAUGGAACACCCAGAUGAAAUUGAUAUAGAAACAUUUAAUGAGAUACUCUUAGAAAAUGCGCAACAAAUACUUGGCCCAAGAAAGAGGAAAAAAGAGGGAUGGAUAUCAGAGAACACAUGGAAAAUAGUAGAACAACGAAAAGAAAAGAAAAAGAAAAUCCUGUCCACUAAAUCAAAGAGACAAAAAGACCAGCUCCAAGCAGAAUAUCGAACUAUAGACAAAGAAGUUAAGAAAAAUGCAAGAGCAGACAGAAAGGCAUACACUGAAAAACUAGCUAAUGAAGCAGAACAAGCAGCUUCGAAACAAGAUAUGCAAACCCUCUAUCGUAUCACCAAAGCACUAGCAGGUAAAUUUCAGACAGCAGAUUUACCAGUAAAAGAUAAAAGAGGGAAUGUCUUAUCAAAAAAAGAAGACAUACAGAAAGGAUGGAAAGAACAUUUUGAGGAAGUGUUCAAUAUAAAUGAUACAGGAAAUGAGGUCCUGAUAACAUCAGCCAUCAACACAUUGGAUUUUAAUACAGAUCCACCCAGUAUAGAAGAGGUGAAAAAGGCAAUAGGGAAAUUAAAAAAUGGAAAGGCUGCUGGCAUUGACCAGAUAAAUGCAGAGCUCCUCAAGGCCGAAGAAUAUUGGACACCUACCAUCUUGACAAAUAUUCUACAGAACAUAUGGGAAUCAGAAGAGACACCAACUUUCUGGAGAACAGGCCUUAUAGUAAAACUUCCAAAAAAGGAGACCUUUCCAACUGCAACAACUAUAGAGGGAUAA
Saccostrea cuccullata (small rock oyster) is the source of this 1767-nucleotide messenger RNA. RefSeq lists its product as uncharacterized. The coding region runs from base 1 to 1767 and encodes 588 amino acids. Gene Ontology annotation, biological process: chromatin remodeling. Gene Ontology annotation, molecular function: catalytic activity. Lineage: Eukaryota; Metazoa; Mollusca; Bivalvia; Ostreida; Ostreidae. Gene Ontology annotation, cellular component: nucleus. The record is from RefSeq and is a predicted model, not a curated record. The transcript has a single exon.